AUGACCACUUUAGAGUCCUUAAAGAUAGAAGAUAUUCCGGUUGAUGACAUCGACUUUUCCGAUUUGGAAAGAGAAUUCCAAAUCCAGGAUGGUGGUGUGAACUUUGACAACUUUUUGGUUGUCGAUGGCGCUCCAGUUGCACCAGAAGCUAAAGUUCCGGUCUUAGAGAAGGUUUUGACCAAGUUGUUCAGUCAAGCCGGUAAAGUUCUGGAUAUGCAAAUUCCAGUUGAAGAUGGUAAAACCAAGGGUCAUUUGUUUAUUGAAAUGGAAUCUGUUUCAGCUGCUAAAGAAGCUAUCCAGUUAUUCAACGGUAAAAAGUUAGAUGCCAAGCAUAGAUUGCUUGUCAACAGUUUAAAUGAUAUGGAAAAGUAUGGUUCUGACGAUUUCGAAUCACAAUCUCACGAACCUGUUGUUCCAGACUUUGCGCCAACAGAUUUCUUGAGAUCUUGGUUGCAAAACCAAGACGGUAGAGACCAGUUUGUUCUACAAAAGGGUGACAUGACCCGCGUAUUCUGGAACAGAUUGGCUCAUCAACCUGAUGGUGUCGGUGAAGCCAGAAAGAACUGGUCAAACGAUGUCGUGAAGUUCUCACCAAAGGGUACUUAUCUAUUAUCUUUCCAUGACCAAGGUGUUACUUCUUGGGGUGGUCCAAACUUCGACAGAUUGAAGAGAUUUUUCCAUCCAGACGUUUCCCGUCUAGAUGUUUCUCCAACUGAGAAGUUUUUGAUCACUUUCUCAAUGAAUCCAAUUAAACCAGGUGAAGACACUCCAUUUGGUCCUGAAUCUGAAGGUCAUCAAAUUUGUGUUUGGGAUCUUGCUACUGGUUUCCUAAUGAAAACGUUCGGUAUUCCACCAAAUGCCAAGUUGCAAUGGCCAUUAAUUAGAUUCUCUUACGAUGACAAAUACUGUGGUCGUCUAGGUCCAAACGCUUUGGCUAUUUACGAUAUUGAAAACAACUUCCAAUUGUUGGAUGGCAAACUUCACAAGGUCGAAGGUAUUCAAGAUUUCUCUUUCGCUCCAAAGGGUGUACAAUUGACAUACAACAGAAGAAAGAGUGACCCAACUACAUUAUUGGCAUACUGGACUCCAGAAACUAAUAACCAGUCAUGUAAGGCUUUCCUAAUGACUUUACCAAACAAGAGAAUAGUCAAAACUGUCAAUUUGGUUCAAGUUUCUAACGUUUCUAUUCACUGGCAUGAACAAGCAGACUUUGUCUGCUUCCAAGUUGAUCGUCAUACCAAGUCCAAGAAGACUUUCUUCACCAAUUUGGAAAUUUGUAAGUUAAAUGAAUCCGAAAUUCCUGUCGAGAAAAUCGAAAUGAAGGACCGUGUGUUGGAGUUAGCAUGGGAACCAAAGGGUACUAGAUUUGUCACUAUUUCCAAGAUGGAUAAUGGUGGUGAAGAAAACCCAAUGUAUCCAAAGAACUUUGUCAAAUUCUUUGCUCCAGAAAAGAAGGAUAAUAAAGAUAAGGAUCUAGCCGUCUUACCUGAUCAAUUGAAAUGGAAACUAGUAAAGACUGUUGAUCAACAAUUUGCCAAUUGCAUCUCUUGGUCCCCAGCUGGCCGUUUUGUCGCAGUGUGUACUAUCGUUAAUGGUAAGGAAAUCAAGAAAGCAUCUCUUGACUUCUACGACUUUGAUUUCACUGGUGAAAAGACUUUGAAUGAAGUCCAGGAUGUCAAAGCAUCUUUGCAAGCAGUUGCUCAUAUCGAUAAUCAAUUCUUCACUGAUUUAGAAUGGGAUUCUUCCGGUAGAUUCUUAACAGCUUGGUCUAGUUACAGCAAGCACAAGCUAGAAAAUGGUUACACUAUCUACAACUGCUGCGGUGAAGCUGUUCGUAAGGAGAUCGUAGAUCAAUUCAGAAACUUCGUCUGGAGACCAAGACCAGAAUCACUCUUGUCUAACGCUGAAAAGAAGAAGGCAAGAAAGAAUCUGAAACAAUGGUCUGUCAAGUUCGAAGAACAGGAUGCCAUGGAAAGUGACAGUGCUUUGAGAGAUUUGAUCUUGAAGCGUCGUGCGGAAUUGAGCGCAUGGGUCUCUUACAGAGAGCAAUCCAAGGAAAGAUUGGAAUCCGAAGACAGUUACACUAUUUUCGACAACUUCGAAAGCGACAAAGCUGACGAAACUCAAUAUGUCACUGUGGAAGAAGUUAAGGAGGAAAUCUUAGAGGAAACUCAAGAAGAGGUCGAAUCGUUUGAAUAA
This is a messenger RNA of Kluyveromyces lactis, 2199 nucleotides long. It is a transcript of the gene PRT1, whose product is annotated as translation initiation factor eIF3 core subunit b. Lineage: Eukaryota; Fungi; Ascomycota; Saccharomycetes; Saccharomycetales; Saccharomycetaceae. The transcript has a single exon. Gene Ontology annotation, cellular component: eukaryotic translation initiation factor 3 complex. Gene Ontology annotation, molecular function: RNA binding; translation initiation factor binding; translation initiation factor activity. The record is from RefSeq and is a predicted model, not a curated record. The coding region runs from base 1 to 2199 and encodes 732 amino acids. Gene Ontology annotation, biological process: translational initiation.